Sparassis crispa is the source of this 1650-nucleotide messenger RNA. Its product is annotated as Efflux pump vrtL. Bases 1 to 1650 code for a protein of 549 amino acids. The transcript has 11 exons. Gene Ontology annotation, molecular function: transmembrane transporter activity. Gene Ontology annotation, biological process: transmembrane transport. The record is from RefSeq and is a predicted model, not a curated record. NCBI's taxonomy places the organism in Eukaryota, Fungi, Basidiomycota, Agaricomycetes, Polyporales, Sparassidaceae.
AUGGCCGCCAACGACGAGCAGGUAGUCACCGUCGCCUCUAGUGCCUCGUCGCGCACGGACGUCCAGGCGCAGGACCCUUCCGAAAAGCCUGAAGUGAACGUGUCGGGGAAUGCUGGUGACGAUGCGUCCACCAACGUCGUGAACACCGGGGGCGAGGGCCUGUCUGCUUUUCCGGAAGACAAAAAGGCAUGUCAUUCCUCCCCAACCCUGCUGGUUCAGAGGCUCACCUGCAGUCCUAUUAUCCAGGAAGAAGCCUUAGAGAGUGCGGAGGACGACUGGGCUCAUGACCCUGCCAACCCUCGUAAUUGGGCGUUCGGCCGUAAGUGGAGGAUGGUCGCGUGUAUCGGUUUGUAUACAUUCGUGUCUCCGCUGGCCAGUUCCAUGAUGGCCUCCGCUUUACCUGACAUCGCGAUACAUUACCAUAUCACGAGCCCCACGAUCGUGGCCAUGACCCUCAGUAUUUUCUUACUAAGUUUUGCCCUGGGCCCUCUGUUCUUCGCACCUAUUUCUGAGAUCUAUGGGCGGACAUGGGUAUACCAUAUCACUAAUCUAUUGGUGCUGGCGUUUAGUUUUGGCUGCGCAUAUGCUCCGACUACUGGCGCCCUCAUUGGCUUCCGGCUGUUAUCCGGCUUCUUCGGUAGCGCUCCGAUUGCUAUCGGAGGCGGUACUGUCAGCGACCUAUUCUCUGAGCGGGAUCGUGCGUCGGCUAUGGCGGUGUAUUCCCUAGGACCGCUCAUUGGCCCUGCCGUUGGCCCUAUUGCUGGUGGAUUUAUUGCCCAAUCUAUCGGGUUCAAGUACAUUUUCGUUGUAAUUGGCGCCCUGUGCGGUGUUGCCUCUAUUUUCUGUGUUCCCUUACUCAGGGAGACAUACCACCCGGUCAUUCGUUUGAGACGCGCAAGACAUUCAUCAGAUCCUGAAAAGGAGGCGCAGAGGCAUCCUCAUCUUCUCCAGGAACAUGGCAAUAAGUUUCAUCGGAUUUGGGUAGAUAUGAGCAGACCGUUCAUCCUGCUGACGAGGAGUCCUGUUUGUUUCAUCCUGAGCUUGUACAUGGCAUUGAUUUAUGGAAUCUAUUAUUUGAUGUUCUCCACAUUCCCGACUCUCUUCACCGGUGUAUACGGAUUUAGUAUAGGUGUGGGUGGUCUGGCGUACCUGGGUUUGGGUAUAGGCUUCCUCGGGGCUACCGUCAUUGGUGCAACUCUUGCAGAUAAGAUCUACAAGGCGCUUUCGCUGAGAAAUGGCGGGAAGGGCAAACCUGAAUUCCGCAUCCCUGCGCUUAUCUUCGGUUCUUUCUUCAUUCCGAUAAGUCUUUUCUGGUAUGGCUGGUCAGCUCAAGCACACGUUCAUUGGAUAAUGCCUAUCAUCGGCACUGGCAUCUUCGGCUUCGGAAUGAUGACGACUUUCUUGCCGAUUCAAUUGUACCUGGUUGAUACUUUCACCUUCGCCGCAAGUGCUCUUUCUGCGUCUGCUGUCUUCCGCUCAUUGUUUGGGUUUGCGUUCCCUCUUUUCGGAGAGCAAAUGUUCAAGGCGCUGGGAUAUGGUGGAGGCAACUCGCUGCUAGCAGGGCUGGGCAUCGUCAUUGGUAUCCCAUUCCCCGUGUGGCUAUGGUUCAACGGCGAGCGUAUCCGCGAACGCAGUCCCUUGAGCCGCUAG